Messenger RNA from Cladophialophora bantiana CBS 173.52, 336 nucleotides. RefSeq lists its product as uncharacterized. NCBI's taxonomy places the organism in Eukaryota, Fungi, Ascomycota, Eurotiomycetes, Chaetothyriales, Herpotrichiellaceae. Bases 1 to 336 code for a protein of 111 amino acids. The record is from RefSeq and is a predicted model, not a curated record. The transcript has a single exon.
AUGCUGCUCGAAAUCAGUUCUGGACAGCCUGUUGAGCAAAGACGCAAAGACGACCUACCGGCCAACAACUUGCGUAACGAUCAGUCCGACCUCCAGCUGGCAGACAAAUGGCUGAAGGAGCAACAAUCCGGCGGGAGGAUAUUCAGCGCAUUCGCACAGGCUGUUCUGACCUGUCUACAAGACUACCUCAACCCCGACGCAAAUUUCGCGGACGACGGAUCCUGUGCGGCCUUCGAGGCAAAGGCUCUGUUGCCGCUUGAAGAGGAAAGGGAGUUUCAUCCUCGGUGGACCUCCUCGGUAAUCUUCGAAUGGGGGUAUCAUGAAAGAGUAAAGUGA